UCGAAAAUAGUCGAUGAAUGCCUGCCCCAACACUGCCACGAUGUUGACCGUAUUGCUUGUUUUAACGUUAGUGCUAGCAAACUGUUCCUGUCAAUCGGUAAGUACACCAGACCUCACUACCAUUGUACCUGCCAAAAGCCUACGAUUGGGCACCCGACAAUUGACCCCAAUCAGCGAAAAUGUUAACUCAGUACCGGAGCACGUGUUGCGUAAACGCGAGAAUUCGGCAGCAUCAUCAAACCAUCGAUCGCCGCUGGUUGAAAUUAUGUUACGAAUACUAGACACUAUUCAAGUGGUUCCGAAGAAGCGGUCCCGAAGGCAAGCUGAGACGGCACAGCAGAUGAUAACGAUGUCAGAUUCAUUCAACCCAACCAAGUUCUCGUUGUUCGCUGACCUCCAGGAUCCUAAUUUUUCAUUGUUCGGUGAUGUUCAAGAAUCUCCACUGAUGGAAUCCUCACUAGAGCAGACACUUGACGAACCCGAACCAACACCACCAAUAUCACCGAACGAUCCGACUUGGUCGGAUGAUGGAGGGCCCGAAUGUCCGGAAAAUUGCGCCUGUGGGCAGUCAACCGAAAGCAGUGACCCUUCUUCUCAGGAAGAACCGGUUGUAAGAAUCUAUGAUCUGCUACAGAAGAUCCUUCAGGUUUUCGACGCACAAGCGCACCGAAAUUCCGACAGAGCUAGAAGGCUGCUAGAUCUGCGCCUACUCAGUACGGGUCAGUCCAGCGGUUGUGCUACCAACAACGAUGAUGACUCGUUAAAUUUGAGCACCAGCGAGUAGACUCUGGCUGCCGUUUUUUUUUUUAAAUUUAGCACCAUCAAGCGACAGUUAAUCAACAAGCGAUAACGGCUCAAAACCGGAAAAAAAUGUUGAAAAUUCUGUCAAUCGUAAUCGUUAUCAACACGAGCUUUCGUAAUGAACAAACAGAGUGCUGGAUUGAAUAUUAAAUCCACAUGUCCAAUAAACAAAUCUCUAAUAAGAUAGAAAAUUAAAAUGUAUUUAAAACCAACAAUAGUACACAGAUCUUAUUUGUAGAGAAAUAAUAUAAAUACCUUACAAGAAUCUUAGUUCAACGUACAUAUUUAUCUACAAGCAACUACAAAAAAUGAACCAAACUUAUCAUGUAACAUUUUUCAAAAAGCAUACACAUACUUAACCUACUUAUUUUAUGGAUUUGAGUAUAAUACAUGGAGCGUAUACAUUAGGGUGGGGCAAAGUGAUCGAUUUUCCAGAACCAAGUUUUUUGGUUCGUUUUGGGGCCCAAAAUAAUCCUAAACGUACCGGAAGUCGAUUGGUUUUGUCUCCGCUUGGCGCAUUGCAUUUCAAAUUUGUAACGUUAAAGUAUAGUAUUUUGGAUGCCUAACAGCUUUGCCGAGGAUACUGAAGAGCUAGGAUGUCUCUAAGAAGAGCUAUAGCUGUCCAAAGUUGAGUAUGUCGAUUUAAAUACUGUAAAUCUUCUUUUCUGUCAACACUUCCAAUUAGUGCUGGGACUAUCCGGUUUAAAAUAUCCGGAUAUCCGACCUCGGAUACCCGACAAAUAUCCAAAAUCCGGAUCAACCGGAUAUCGGGAUAUUAUCCGACAGGAUAUCCGGAUUUUCGGAUAGUCGGAUAUCCGGAUAUUGUAUCCGAACAUAGUUUAAUGAGAAUAAUGUAAAUAAUUACUUACGAGGGGAUUGUGGAAAAAGCCAUUUUUCGCGUUACAUUUCAUCCGAACGGGCUUAAAAGACAGAAAAAAAAAUCCGGAUAUCCGGAUAGUAUUCGUUUACACAUCCGUGAUCCGAGCUUUGGAUAACCGGAUCAGUAAUAUAUCCGGUUAAAAGUCCCAGCACUACUUCCAAUGUACCGGCGCCAGUAGAAUUUCCAUCAGAAGUCACAUGUCGUACCGAGUUUAUACACUCAGCUGGAUCAAGCAAACGAAUUCAGGUCAAUAUUCUAGGUGUAGGUAAGAUUUACAACGUGUUUUUGAGGUUACUUCUGAUGGGAAUCUGACUGACGCCGGUGCAUUGCUAGUGUUGGCAGAAACAAAUAUUUUCAGCAUUCGACAUACUCAACAUCCUACCUUUUUAGUGUCUUCGGCGAAGUUGUUAAGCAUCGAAAAACCUACCAUUUAAAGUUAUGAAACGUAUGGUUCAAGCCAUUU
Molecule: messenger RNA, 2144 nt
Organism: Wyeomyia smithii (pitcher-plant mosquito)
Lineage: Eukaryota; Metazoa; Arthropoda; Insecta; Diptera; Culicidae
Exons: 2
Coding region: 14-784 (256 amino acids)
Source: RefSeq, a predicted model, not a curated record